CACCGGCAACACCGAGUUCUGUCUGUAUCUGUAAAUAAAAAUUAAUUCUUAUUUUUCAUAUAUUUUUCGUUUUGUUUGCGCAGCGAUUGACAAAUUGGUUUUGAAAAUUAAAUGUGCAUUUUGUGUAGUGUAACUGUUUUAAUUACAAUAAAAUUGGAUUAUUUUAUUCAGUUUUUAAAGUAAUAAAUCUGAAUUUGCAAACGUUUCAUAAUGGCCCCCUUUGUUUGUUACCUUUUUUUAACUUUUACCUUAGACAUAGCUGUUUCUGCUUUGAAACUGUCAAUUACAAACAAUGGACCUGCUGUGCUGGGCUCCAACGUUACUUUUAGAGCAAUUGUAUCAGAUUACAACGAAGAAACUCUUAAAUAUUCAUUUUUUGAUGAUUUGCGACAUAGUGAGUCUUUUAUCGAAGCGAAAAACUCAUGUACAUGGAUAGUAGAAUAUCCACGUCAUUUGUAUAAAGCUGGACAAUAUGUUACUAAAAUUUCCCUGGAGAAGAAUUUCUUAGGUAUAUGGUGGCCAGUUUCAACAAGUAAAACUGUAUUUCAGUUAACAGAUUCGCUAAAUGGUAAAUUAGUACUGAAUCAGAACAAUAUAGACAGGCCAAAUACUUUUGUUGCUGUCAAUAAACCAGUUUACCAUUAUGUGAAGCUACCAGAAAAGGAAAUGAGUUUUUUGAAGCAAAACGCGUCUACGAUUAACACCUACUGGUUUAUAGAUUGUGUCUUAUAUGAUAACACAAUAGAUUUCUCAUUUAAUUACACUUACGGUGACGUGAUGAGCAGUCACCAUAUCGAGGCUAUUGUAGUGGCUAAUAAUCAACCAGUACCACCUAUUACAACUACAACUACAACUACAACGACAACAUCAACAACUACCACAACAUCAACAACAACAACCACUACCACGACACCCAAACCUCCAACGACCCAGUCUUCAACGAGCCCUAAAACUUUAAGCACGAAGACAGUUAAACAAGGAUCCACUGCAGCGACAGAACCUACACCGGCCACUGUAAUUAAAAAUUCUACGGAAGUUCAUAAAAUUAAAAAAAGAGGUAUUUCGAACAGAACUUCAAAGAAAACGCCAGCAGUAUACAAAUGCAAUAAUACGAUUACUGUCGGUGAAAAUUACACAGUCGGACGAUUUGAACAAAUAGUCAGUGUUAGAGAGCCUAUAACAACAGUUAAUAUUAGUGGCCGAAAUUGGCUACAGCACGGAGAUUUAUUGGAUCUUAAGGUCACGUACGCAGGAUCGCCUCCAUUUGACUAUUGUGUCCAGUACAAAGUGGGACAAUACAAUGUGACCGGAAACGAAACUUGUGCUAAGACAACAACAACACACGCGACAGAUUUCCGUUUCAUUCAUUAUUUCCCGGACAGCGACCAGCACACUGUCGUCAUCAUUAUUGAGAAUGAAAUAACGAAGAUCGUUUCUAGGGAGACUGUUACUAUCUAUCGAGCUGCGGUACCCACGCAGUUAUCUGUGAUCGUGGUGCCAGUGUUUUUCUGCCUCGUUGCGGUGAUUCUCGUAGUGUUCGGUAUUGCAUAUUAUCAACACAGAUCAAGGUACACGAUAGAAGUUGCAGAUUUCGAUUUCGGCCAGGAGAAUCCGGAAUAUAAAACGUUCAGCGAACGACUUCACGACAGCUUCAGGGACGCGUUCCACUUCGGACGUGGAGACGAAGCGGAGCCGCUCACACCGGACACUAGAUAUGAUUCCAUGACGUAAACCCUGCCGUUUCGAUGUAAGAUUGAAGAAGUGCGGUUGGCGUCUCGAGAUGAGUGCUUUAACAGAUCUUGGAAUAGACGGUUGACGAAAUCACCCGCCCCCCAACUCCCCUCCCCCUUCCCCCGAAAGAUAAGUGGAUCUCUCAAUUAUUUUCAUUGAAGAUUUAAUCAUGUUAUAUCUUGGUCGUAUCGCAAUCAAAGUAUUCUUAAAAUAAUAGAUUAAAAAGGAAUUGUUAUUAGUAUGACCCUAUAAAAUUGCUAUAAAAAUGUCCAGGUUUCUUGAACACUUAUUUUGGGGCAAUAACUGUAUCUCUACGUGUCAAGCUAAAUUCAUGAACGUUCCAUUUUUUUUACUGAUCUGUCGUUAGUUUUUCGACAGGCAAAAGGUCGGAUAUGCGUGAUUAAAAAACUUUUCGAAUUGAAGACUUCUUAUUGUAAUGGGUUUUAGUCUAUUUAAUGCAUUCGUCCAUUGGAAGCGUAAGUGUAAAGAAUUGAUAAACAAUAUAGCGUAGAGCUAAUGCUAAUUAUAACAGAAAAUGAAAUCAGACCUUAUGCUUUUGACUUCGAAAUUUCUUAAUAAUAUGUAAUAAAAUAAACUAAUUUAUCGGUUUAAUCUCGUAUUUUUUGUUUGGCAUUAUAGUAUUUUUGUGGUAGGCAGC
This is a messenger RNA of Bombyx mandarina (wild silkworm), 2389 nucleotides long. RefSeq lists its product as uncharacterized. The record is from RefSeq and is a predicted model, not a curated record. Lineage: Eukaryota; Metazoa; Arthropoda; Insecta; Lepidoptera; Bombycidae. Gene Ontology annotation, cellular component: plasma membrane.